AUGAACGGCGGGCAGCAGCGUGUGCAGGCGCCGCGCAGGAUCGGCGAGUACGAGGUGGGCGGAACGCUUGGCGAAGGGACGUUCGCGAAGGUGAAAUACGCGGUGCACGCGACGACGGGCGAGCCCGUGGCGAUGAAAGUGCUGGAUAAGGAGAAGAUCAUUCGGCAUAAAAUGGUGGACCAGAUCAAGCGAGAGAUUUCGGUGAUGAAGCUCGUCCGGCACCCUAAUGUGGUGCGGCUGUAUGAGGUUCUCGCAUCGCGCACCAAAAUCUACAUUAUCCUUGAAUUUGUCACCGGAGGAGAGCUCUUUGACAAGAUUGUGAACAAGGGUCGGCUGGAGGAGGAGGAGGCACGGCGGUAUUUCCAGCAGCUGAUAGACGCAAUGGAUUAUUGCCACAGCAAAGGCGUGGCCCACCGCGACCUCAAGCCAGAGAAUCUUCUGUUGGAUUCCAAGGAUAAUAUCAAGAUCUCGGAUUUCGGCCUCAGCGCCCUGCCUCAGCAAGUCAGAGCGGAUGGGCUGCUGCACACCACAUGUGGCACGCCCAACUACGUUGCUCCCGAGGUGCUGAGUGACAGAGGUUACAACGGAGUGUUAGCAGACAUCUGGUCAUGCGGGGUCAUUCUCUACGUUCUCCUCGCUGGUUUCCUCCCUUUCGACGAGCCCGAUGUGCCUUCUCUCUACAAAAAGAUUCAACGAUCUGAUUUCGGGUUUCCCACAUGGUUCUCAGCAGGGGCAAAGAGGCUGAUCACUGGGAUUUUGCAGCCCAACCCUAAACUGAGGUACCGGUAUCAGGAGAUAAAAAAGGACCCAUGGUUCCGCACCAAUUAUGUUCCCGUGCCGGUGUUUGCCAUUCUCCCCGGCCUCUUUAGGGUGGAGAUGCGGCAUGACUCGGGCGGCUCACAGGAGUCCCUGCAGAUGCGCCAGGCACUACGCGCCAAGCUUCAGGACCUGGUCGCAGCCUCACACACCCCAGACACGGCAAACGAUAAAAGCAGCAAGGGCAAGGGCACGGGGCUUAAGCAAGCCCGCCCGCGCCAGCUUGCUGCUUAUCCCCGUAUGGGGAUCAUUCCACGCGUGUAA
This is a messenger RNA of Closterium sp. Yama58-4, 1080 nucleotides long. Lineage: Eukaryota; Viridiplantae; Streptophyta; Zygnematophyceae; Desmidiales; Closteriaceae. The record is from the annotation of a GenBank genome assembly.